Punica granatum (pomegranate) is the source of this 4264-nucleotide messenger RNA. NCBI's taxonomy places the organism in Eukaryota, Viridiplantae, Streptophyta, Magnoliopsida, Myrtales, Lythraceae. The record is from RefSeq and is a predicted model, not a curated record.
CUCUCUCUGUGUCUGGGUCAGUGUUUUCAACAUUUCCUCCUUAUUUAAUUCAAAAAAAAAAAAGGGGAGGGGGGGAACAACCUUGACUGCGUUAAUUAAUGGCAACGAUGAACCAGUGUGUAGUCGUACAUACGUUCAUUCAAGAGCGCAAAGCACACUCCACUACCUGCUACUAUCACCUUUACGGACACAGGGCUCGGCUCAGCUUCAUUUCCCCUGCCCUUUUCCGUUCUCCUUCUCCCUUCUCUUGACGGUUCUCACUCUCUCAGUGUAACCUCCCUUUCUCUCUCUAGAUUGAGAGGCCCUUUCCCAUGCGCUUUUGCUAAGUUCACGCUCACAGGCAGAGACACCAGGCAGCCCCCUUUUUGUACAGUUCUCCGCCAGUUUUCAAUCCGUCCUUGUGGAGCUCCGAUUUCCCGCAUGGAGUCCCGCUCAUCCGCCCCUAUUUCUUGAGCUUGCCUUCAGGAGUUCUUCUCCCCGAUAGCCAACUUUGAGAAAACUCUCUGGGAAAAUGGCAGGAAAGCGACUUGCUCUGGUGACCCUCUUUGGUUUUCUGGCGCUUUUAGCUGCGGCGGAGGAUUCCGGCACCGUCGACAAGCAUGCAUUGCUCGAGCUCAAAUCUGCCAUCACCGAGGACCCUUUAGGGUUUCUCUCUAACUGGGACCCGAAUGAUCGGGACCCUUGUGCUUGGAAUGGUGUUUCUUGUGACCCAUUCUCCGGUAGAGUCUCUGCUCUCCGUCUCUCCUCGGGCGGGUCCUCUGGGUGCCCCGAGCAAGACCCGUUUGUCAAGGCAGGUGAUUUCUCUCUGUUCUUCCCUUGCUUUGGCUCUGAAGGUGAUGGAAACAAGAACCAGUCGGUGAAAUUGAGAGGUAAGCUCUCGCCUGCUGUAGGCCUGCUGUCUAGGCUUAGGGUCUUGUCUCUUGGGUUCAAUGGUUUUAGUGGCAUGCUGCCUCAGGAACUCGGAAAACUUCGGCCUUUGGAAGUUCUUGAUUUGGGGUUCAAUGAGUUUACCGGACCCAUACCCGUCUCUCUCCAAAACUGCACUGCCCUAGAAGUUAUUAAUCUCUCUGGUAAUCUGCUCAAUGGGACGAUUCCCUCAUUUUUUGCUGCGUUCUCUAGUGCCAAGUUGAUCUCCCUGUCGUUUAACAUGUUCACCGGCCCCAUUCCGCUUGCGUUAGGUGGCACUAAUUGUCUAUCGCUUGAGCAUCUUCAUCUGCCGGGCAACUUGCUCUCGGGUCCGAUCCCCCCAAGCCUUGGGAGCUGCAGCGCGCUGCGGUCUCUGAUACUGUCCUCAAACAUGUUACAGGGCAGUAUCCCUUUGGCUCUAGGGAGCCUCGGGAUGCUCGAAGUUCUCGACCUGGCGAGAAACUUCUUGAGCGGGGCAAUACCAGCAGAAUUGGGCAGUUGCAAGCAGCUCAAGCUGCUAGUUCUCAAGAACAACUAUGGCCCUCUAUUAUCCAAUUCAGCUCUAGGAAGGCAAGAUGGAGAGGAGGAUGAGGAUGAUUUCAAUUUUUUUGAGGUGGAAUUACCUGAUGCUGUUGUGAAGCUUCCUGAACUUCGUAUACUUUGGGCACCCAACUCAAACCUCGAGGGAAGUUUAAACCCGAAAUGGGAAUCUCAUUGUAAGAUGGAGAUGCUGAAUCUAGGGCAGAAUUAUUUCACCGGAGAGUUUCCCGAGUCCAUUUCCAGCUGUAAAAGCCUGUACUUUCUUGAUCUAAGCUCCAACAACUUCAGCGGGUUGCUUCACGGGAAUAUUUCUGUUCCCUGCAUGGCGGUCUUUAAUAUUAGCAGGAACUUUUUGUCAGGAGGUAUUCCAGAAUUCACUUAUGGUAACUGCUCUGAGAAGUUGGCAGACUUGGGGAAGCGGGACUCUGAUGUGUUCAGUUUCUAUGCUUCUUUCUUCUAUAGGAAUGCUCUCACAAGCAUUGCGUCAUACUUGUCACGUGCUGAAGGAGUAACGGUUUUGCAUGAUUUUAGCAACAAUUUGUUCAUUGGGCCUAUCCCUCCUUUAAUGAUUGCUCCGGGGAGUUUAUCAGCUUGGCCUUUCUAUGGAUUCUGGGUGCAAGGAAACAAUCUAACUGGGAAUCUCUCAUCGUAUUCUUUCGCCGCGUGCCCUAAUUUGGAAGGACUGGUCUUCAACAUUGGUAACAACAAAAUAACCGGCGAAAUUCCUUUAGUUAUGGGCAGCGCUUGUCGGAGCAUGAAGCUUCUAAACAUGGCAGGCAAUGGUAUGACAGGUUCAUUUCCUCAGACGUUUGUCCAUUUGGAGGGACUAAUGAAUCUUAACCUUAGCCGGAACAAGUUGCAGGGUCAGGUACCUUCUUACAUUGGGCAGAUUGAGAAUUUGAGAAGCCUCUCUCUUUCAGCUGGUAACUUCACUGGCACGAUUCCUCGGGAAUUAUCUCAAUUGACUUCUUUGGAGGUUUUGGAACUGUCCUGGAACAAAUUUUCUGGGGAAAUUCCGCCUGAUCUUGCAAAACUCGAGCAUCUCACUGUUUUGAGGUUAGACCACAACAACCUGUCAGGUCAAAUACCUGCUGGGUUCGGUAAAAUGACUUCCCUCUCAGUGUUUAAUGUCUCUUACAACCAUCUAUCAGGUCCCAUACCCUUGAACCCGAGCUUGGCAAAAUGCGAGAACGUGCAAGGAAACCCUAAGCUUCCUCCAUGUCAUCCCAACUCCUCAUUACCCUGGGAGUGGGACCAGCGGCAGAAUACUGGCAACGUUUCUGAACAGGCCAACAAUUCUCCAACUGAAAGCACAGAGGAUAGCAAAAGUGACAACAACAGCUUCAGUCGUAUAGAGAUUGCUGCCAUAACAUCAGCCUCGAUUAUCUUUGCAAUUCUGAUAUUGUUGAUCCUUUUAUUAUUCUGCAUGAAGAGGUUCGGCAGCAAGGCUGUCUACGGUCAGGGCCCAGAGCGUAAAGAAGUUGUUACUUGCAAUGGUAUCGGAAUCGAGUUGACCUACGAGAAUGUUGUCCGGGCCACGGGUGGUUUCAAUAUUCAAAAUUGCAUAGGGAGUGGAGGGUUUGGGGCCACAUACAAGGCUGAGAUUGCGCCUAGGGUUGUGGUGGCUGUGAAGAGGCUCUCAGUGGGAAGGUUCCAGGGUGUCCAGCAAUUCUCAGCAGAGAUACGAACCCUUGGACGGGUCCAGCACCCUAACCUCGUGACUCUAAUAGGGUACCAUGUCAGCGAGUCAGAGAUGUUCCUUAUUUACAAUUACUUGCCAGGUGGCAAUCUUGAGAAAUUCAUCCAGGAUCGACCACGGAGGACCGUGGGUUGGGGCAUGCUCCACAAGAUCGCCCUUGACAUUGCAAAGGCCCUUGCUUACCUACAUGACGAGUGCGUUCCUAGGGUCCUGCACAGGGACAUCAAACCCAGCAACAUCUUAUUGGACAAUGACUUCAACGCCUACCUCUCCGACUUUGGCCUUGCCCGUCUGCUGGGCACUUCUGAGACCCACGCCACCACCGAUGUGGCAGGCACCUUUGGAUACGUUGCCCCUGAGUACGCGAUGACAUGUCGGGUGUCGGACAAGGCAGACGUGUACAGCUAUGGGGUUGUCCUCCUAGAGCUCAUAUCGGAUAAGAAGGCCCUGGAUCCUUCUUUCUCCUCUUAUGGUAAUGGGUUUAACAUUGUGGCUUGGGCAAGCAUGCUUCUUCGUCAGGGCCAGGCGAGUGAGUUUUUUGCUGCAGGGCUCUGGGAAAGUGGACCCCAUGAUGACCUCAUCGAGGUCCUUCACCUAGGUAUCAAGUGUACUGGUGAGUCUCUCUCUGCAAGGCCUUCAAUGAGGCAGGUCGCGCAGAGGUUGAAGCGGAUUCAGCCGUCUCCGACUUAGCUGAGGAUUCUGUGGAAAGUACAGGUUUUUCUGCAUAAAGUUGUUGACAGUGUUUCUAGAGGAAGAGGUGUGACUAAUAAUUGGUUAUAAUUGUUAGAAGGUGACAGUGUUUCUAGAGGGAGAGUUGUGACUGAUAAUUGGUUAUCAUUGUUAGAAGGUUACAGAAGCAAAGAAAUAUGAAUAGUUGAUGUCAAUAGAAAGGAGUUUUGGAUUGCCCUUAUGUAAUUUCUGCCGACAUUUCUUCAUAAUGCUUUUGCACAUCUAACUUUACACCCGGCUUUUCUGCUUGGAAUUUUUCCCAGUAUCUUAAAACUGAUAGGGCCAUAAUUGUCUCAAGAAACCGGUCUUUUCUAUCGGUGUGUAUUGGGAUGUGAAUCCACUGAAUGGGACCAUCCAAAGUAACUCGUGGUAAUUUUAUAAUUCUGGCUA